Molecule: messenger RNA, 2725 nt
Organism: Mercenaria mercenaria
Lineage: Eukaryota; Metazoa; Mollusca; Bivalvia; Venerida; Veneridae
Product: D-aminopeptidase-like
Exons: 8
Coding region: 188-1840 (550 amino acids)
Source: RefSeq, a predicted model, not a curated record
AUUUUAAAUUUUCAUCUAGACAAUCCUUUUAACCACUGAAAUAAAUAUAUAAAAUACAUGCCGGAUGUAAUAGAAUCUAUAAUUAUUAAAAUUAAGUGUUCCUUUUAUUUAGUCAUAAAUUCCUGUGACGAAAAGGAAUAUUUUUGAAGUCGGGAUUUAUUUGGAUUUUUGAACAAGAAUUUCCAGAAUGAAAAUGCAAACUGUAAGAGCGGUGUUCUAUUUUUGCCUGCUUCGAUGCGCCCUGACGGAAAUUUUCGAUCAUGCCUUUGAACAGGAUCUGGAAAGGUUUAUAGGAAAGACGAUGGAAUGCCGCCAUAUUCCUGGUUUGACAGUGUCUGUUGUUAAAGAUUCAGAAACUUGGACAAGGGGUUAUGGCAAAGCAGAUUUAUCACAAGGACGAAUGGUAGACAACACUACACUGUUUAAUAUAGGAUCAGUAACAAAAUCGUUUACAAUGGUGCUUUUAGGAAUUCUGUUGACAGAAAAGGGGCUAGACUGGAACGCAAAGGUGCACGAUAUUCUCGGACCUGAUUACGAGUUUAUAGACGAAUACCGAAGCAAAGAGAUGACACUUCGUGACAUGCUCUCACAUCGGACUGGUCUGGCUCGGCUUGAUAUAGGUGUUUUCUCUGGUUAUCCAGCCGAUAUCACAAGGGAAAAAUUAAGCAUCAAAAUGAAGAACUUGCCACAACAACUGCCUUUCCGGGACGCCUUUCUUUACAACAAUUAUAUGUUUAUGAUGCUAGGACAUGUGGCAGAAAAACUCGGUGGAGACACCUGGGAAAAACUCGUUACUUCUAAAGUACUGCGCCCACUCGAAAUGACUUCUACACGAAUUCUUAAAGAACCAAAAAAUGUGUUGGAAAAUGGCGUUGCUAAACCGUAUAUAUUCAAAGACAAUACAUUUAAGAAUGCAACACUGGACAUAUAUAGCCUUCAUCCGUGUGAACCAGCUGGAGCAAUUCUGUCUCUCCUUGACCCGGGAUUACUGUUAGAUGCAUUUACAACAACUACACCUACUGUAGACAGAGCCUUCCUAGAUAGUUACUUUCUAACACACCCAGAAUUUCCAGUCUCAGAUACACCUGUAGGAUACGGACAUGCAUGGUUUACUUCGGCGUACCGGGGAUACCGUAGAAUAUGGCACAGUGGAGGACUUUUUUCGUAUAUAACGCACGUUUGGAUGUUCCCAGACGUAAAUGCAGGAGUUUAUGCAAGUGUCAAUGGUCCCGCUUUGAAUAAGUUGCCGGGAUAUGCUAUACGUACAGUUUUGUAUUACAUCAGUGAUAAACUACUUGGGAAAGAACAAUGGCUCAAUGAAACAACAACAUGUGAGUUUCCACAGCUUUGGCGACACAAGACCACAAACUCCACACCACCAGAGCCGUUGGGAAAGAUACAAAAUCCGUCGGAAUACUCCGGCUAUUACGGUAGUCAUUACCUUCCUGGCAUAAAUGUUUCCGCAAAUGUUGGAGACUCUUCGUCACUAUUGUUUCAAACGAACAAAUUUGGAGGUAUUCUUCAUUCCACACAAGACAAGGACAGAUUUUUGAUGGAUACUACCUCCCCUUGGGAAUUUAUGACAGUAUUUUUAGAUGAUAAUAAUGUUACAAAAAUGAUAAAUUCAACGUUUGUACGGAAUGAUGACGGCGUUGUACAGUCAUUAGAGCUUCAGUUUGAGGUUAAGGUAGUGUACAGUAAAGGUGUGUCAAUUCUAAACGAUGUGGUAUCUAGUCAAGCUACUGCUACAUACCUUGAUAAAUACCAGUUGAUUAUGUGGACUGUUUUGAUAAGGAUCAUGUUGGGCAUAGGUACAUACCCCCUCCACCUGCCUAAAUAAGUACUAGUUGUUUGUGUGGACUCUUGGUACAUGUUCAUGUUGAGCAUUGGCACACAGGGUGUUUACCUACCUAGAUAGAUACCAAUUGUUUAUGUGGACUGUUUCAUAACGCUUAAUUUGAAUAUACGUACAAAUAGCUUUUACCUUCCUAGAUAAAUAGCAGUUGUUUAUGUGGACUGUUUUGGUAAGGCUCAUGUUGAGCAUAGGUGCACAUAGCUACUACCAACCUAGAUAAAUACCAGGUGUUUAUGUAGAUUGUUUCUUAACGCUUAAUUUGAACAUACGUACAAAUAGCUUUUACUUUCCUAGAAAAAUACCAGUUGUUUGUGAGGAAUGUUAUCGCAACUUCUGUCUGCAUAAAUAAUUUCCAGAUGUUUGUGUUUGGAAUGAUAUGGUAGAGCUUGUAUUCAUCUUCUGUACGGUAAAUAUAAUACUGAAACGUCUUGUGAGUGUAAACAGUUACUGUAGUAAUGCAUGUUUGUUUAAAACACUGAACAUUUAUAAUUAAAUGAUUACUGUAACUAAAACAAAUGGACGUUUUGUUCAACUUGAAUUUACUUUAAUGUGACUGUAGCUCUAGGAACAAAAUAUAUAUUUAGCCAAACAAGAUAUAUUUGAUAAGGAUUUUCUAAAUGACGAUAUAGUAUGAAAGUGAAAGAUGGACCUAGUACAUCUUUAACUCUUAUCAUGCUGUACGACUGAUUCUGCCUUUGCGACCAGUGUAGAUCAGGAUCUGCCUGCAUAUCUGUGUAGUCUGAUCAUGACCUACACAGUUCGCCAAGUAGUCAGUAUAUGUUUGGUAUGCGUCCCCUAUUAACAGUUAAUGGUACCGCCCAAAUUAAAAGAUGGAUAAGCUCAUUACAGAAAUUUAGCAGGCUACGGGUU